AUUCUCAAUAGAAUACUCUGAUUUUCCUUUCAUACCCUUUCGCUAUGUUCCGCCCAAAGCGAUAAAAUCCUCCGGCGGAGCAACCAAACGACGUUCCUCCUCCUAUCCUUCCCCCUCUCUCCUUCAACCAGAAGAAGAGACACUGAAGAAGAGAGGAGAAAGAAAAAAAGGUAAAACCCUGAAAAGAUAGAGGGGGGAAAAAUGAAGGCCACGAUAAAGGGGAGAUACGAAGGGGAGACGGCCUCGUCGGCGCUGGCGACGCUCGAUGUCAACGCCGGCGACGUCAACCUGAAGGCGUCGAUGAGCGACGCCACCUUCGCCAAGGGCCCCUCCUUCAAUGGCCUCGUCCUCUCCGUCGACAAGCCAGGCUCCUUCAUCGUCGACUACAACGUCCCCAAAAAGGAUUUCAGAUUCCAGUUUAUGAACACAGUGAAAGUGCUAGAAAAGCCAGUGAGUUUGACUUAUGUUCAUGCUCGUGGAGACAACCGGACUGCUUUAGAUACGUCAGUUGCAUUGGAUCCAGUGAAUAAAGUGACUAUGAGCUAUGCCUUUGGGUCUGGGAACUGCAAGGUAAAGUACGUGUAUGCUCAUGGAAAGAUGAGGAGAACAGUGAUUGAACCAUGUUAUGAUGUGUCAAAAAAUGUAUGGGACUUUGCUCUGUCGAGGAAGUUUGAGGGGGGUGACUCAAUCAAGGCUACAUAUCAGACAUCUGCCAAAACUCUAGGGCUGGAAUGGAAUAGGGACUCAAACGUCAAUGGUUGCUUUAAGGUUUCUGCAUCCUUCAAUUUGGCAGAGAAAGGCAUCAGGCCAAAGAUAAUGGCUGAGAGUACGUUGAAUUAUGAGAUCUCAUUUUAGAGGUGUUGAAAUCCAUUAUGACCAGCCUUGAGUGCAUUGGUCUACUUGUUGUACUUCUAUAAUUUAUGUUUCUAUUUUAUUUUUUUAAAUUUUAAAUUGAAGUUUGUUAACUCUCAUUUAUUUAGCUGAUAAUUUGGCUGAUACUGCCAUAGAGCAACAUUCGGGAAAUGAAUGCCAACAAUUUUUUUAGUUAUAUUGCACCUGCGAUGAAAUAAUUAUAUUGUUUGUUUCUUAACCAA
Asparagus officinalis (garden asparagus) is the source of this 1094-nucleotide messenger RNA. RefSeq names its product outer envelope pore protein 24, chloroplastic-like. Bases 202 to 855 code for a protein of 217 amino acids. The record is from RefSeq and is a predicted model, not a curated record. The transcript is spliced from 3 exons. Gene Ontology annotation, biological process: regulation of monoatomic ion transmembrane transport. Lineage: Eukaryota; Viridiplantae; Streptophyta; Magnoliopsida; Asparagales; Asparagaceae. Gene Ontology annotation, molecular function: voltage-gated monoatomic cation channel activity.